UCUAUUCCGCCAGCCAUUAGCUACCUUCCGGCACGUUUGGCAACGUAUUAUUUCAAGAACGUCUGUUCCAUUUUCUCCAGCUUCGACUCAGAACUUAACCCAUUUCGAUCAUAUGUUUCUCAAAUCUUCUCGUAUUCUGCGCCAGUAUUCAACGCAAUGCUGAGCAGUUCUGCAGCAAGACUAGCAGACGAAAUGCCACAGCUGAAGGUUAUCGCUCUUCAAUAUCAAAGUCAGGCCUUAAGAUGUAUCGCAGAGAGCCUCAAACAAACAAAUGAAGUCCGUGAAGACACCCUGUUCGCAAUAUUUCUCAUCGGAUUGAGUACCGCCUGGCACGAUGGAAAAGAUAUAGGCAUCCCUCAUUUUCAUGCCGCCCAGCGAGCCAUCUCGUCAAAUUCGAUAUCCGCAAGAGGAAACAAUCAGUCAAUGACUAACUUCUUCAAGUCUGCUCUCAUAUACUGGGAAAUGGCUAUAAGUCUAGUCAGUGACGAAGUAGAGUUCAGUUCCGAUAUGGAUGGUGUCACGGUGGAAGAAAACCCCAAUAUUGCGGCCAGAGUAAUAAGAGAGCCCGGCAAUCAUCGCAUAGUUCCACACCCAUGGACUGGGGUGUCAUCGCCUAUCCAAGCUAUCUUCAGCCGCGUCACAAAGGUUAUCCAGUCACUGAGACGAACUGAUCGUCACUCUGAUGCUGGCUCACUUAGAUACCAGAGACUCAGUCAAGACGCUACGAAACUAGAAGAAGCUCUCUGGUCUGUUGCAUUACCAGGUAUUGCGGAGAUUGAUGACUCGGGAGAUCCAAAUACUCCACCACAUCAUCACAUUCUUCUUGCGGAAGCAUACCUCUUUGGUGGCUUAUAUCAAAUAUAUCGCAAAUUUCCCGGCAUUCUACGACAACGUCGAGAAUGCAUAUCAUCUGCAGUGUGGCCUCAGCUAGGUGCCAAGAACAAUCCGAUAGCGGACUGGUAUAACUCACUGCCGAAUGCCACUUCGAAUAGUACGUUUCUAAGCUCUCUCGGGUUUGGCGUCCUCACCCGCUUGCAACAGAUUCCAAUUACAUCUGGCACUAGGUCUGUUCAGGCCAUUUUAAUAUUUGUCGCCGCCGGUUCGCUGGUAAUACCAUCUUCAUUUAUUCCAGAGCCUAACCAAUUCCAUACUUCCUUAUCAUCUCGCGAAGCAGUAUUGGAUUUGGAUCAUGACCAUGUCAUGGGUUUACGAGCAUUCACAAUUUCCCGGCUGGCAUCUCUCCGGACAUUGGUUCAUUCACGGCCAGUUGAUCUAAUGUUGCAAGUCAUCAAGGAAAUGUAUAGACGUCUGGAUAUGGGAGAAAAGAUCUUCUGGAUUGAUCUUAUUCGCGACAUGGGGUGCGAGACU
Molecule: messenger RNA, 1368 nt
Organism: Trichoderma virens Gv29-8
Lineage: Eukaryota; Fungi; Ascomycota; Sordariomycetes; Hypocreales; Hypocreaceae
Exons: 1
Biological process (GO): positive regulation of transcription by RNA polymerase II
Cellular component (GO): nucleus
Molecular function (GO): DNA-binding transcription factor activity; transcription cis-regulatory region binding
Source: RefSeq, a predicted model, not a curated record